AUGGCUCCUAUUCACUAUGCUUGUUUAAAAGGAAGGCAGGAGUUGGUCCAGUACAUUAUAGAACAUUUAACAUCACAAAAUGAAAGUCAAUUGAUUGACACUAUCCUCAAGCAUAAAAUUAAUAAUGGUAAAACAGCUUUGCAUUUAGCCUGUGAGAGUGGUAACAUUCAAUUGGUCACAUUUCUGAUAAAUGAUAUGAAAUGUGAUGUCAAUGCUAAGGAUACACGUGAUCAAGGAUGUGUCACUUUAGCCUGUUUAUCAGGUAAUCUUGAUUUAGUACAAUUACUAAUACAACAGUAUAAGCUUCAGCCUUUAGCUACUGAUAAAUAUGGCAUAACAGCAUUACAUGCAGCAGCACAGACUGGUCAUACUCAUAUACUGGAAUGGUACAGUCAGGAGUAUAGUGUGGAUAUUACUAAUCACACUAGCAAUAACAAGUACACACACUAG
Molecule: messenger RNA, 450 nt
Organism: Amphimedon queenslandica
Lineage: Eukaryota; Metazoa; Porifera; Demospongiae; Haplosclerida; Niphatidae
Product: putative ankyrin repeat protein RF_0381
Exons: 1
Coding region: 1-450 (149 amino acids)
Molecular function (GO): protein binding
Source: RefSeq, a predicted model, not a curated record